UAAAGAGUCCGAUCAUACCAACAACAGCGAAAUGUGUGUUCGUAAACCUUAGCUAGCCAGCUAGCUGCCCACUAUAGUUAAAACUCAGCAUUUUCAGUAGAUGAGUUGUUUCAAGCAGUAUGAGCACUGUCGCCGAUAUUUGAUUUUCAGGACUCGCGAGUAUUUGUAUUUAACAAUUUGUAAUCAGUUGUGUAUAGUAAUCCGAGCACUCGUCCGUUCCCGGUAGCCGGAUCGUUAGCCCAGAUUUGCCGCUUUGUUGUCCUCCAAUUCGUGGAAAAGUUGCUCCAACGGCUAGGUUGAAGUUGGGCGCGUGUUGGUGGCUGUCAGCUCGUUUGUGCGCCAGCGAGCCCGAUUCGGCUACACGCGGCUAAUCUUUCUCCGGCUCAUGCAGGACUUUUUUUGAACGUUUGGAACGGAGCGUGUGACUGGUCCCCCCCUCUCGCGCCGGCCCGCCGUUACCGCGGGACUCCGUAUAAACUGCCCGUCUGAAUUAUAAAAAGUCGCAGGUUAGACCUCUUGAAGACCCCCCCCCAUUUUGUUACCGGCGGCAGAAACUAGUGUUACGCGUCGUCUGCCAGCAAAACUUAGCGUGGCGUAUUAUUGGCUUAACAGGGAGAGUACCUGUAAAUUGGAGCUUGUGCUGUCUUAUGGUGUUGUGCUCUGGGGGUUCAUCCUGCUUGACAUCGGUUUUUUUUUUAAUGUUUGUAAUUGAAGCUUAGUGAGGAAAAAGUCGCUGGCGGGCUAAUUGUUUGCAAAUCGGUCAUUGCCACAGUCUUAGUAUCUAUUCUAGUUUCAGGCGAAUUAACAUUGUUUACAAACAUGUGUUUAGCGUUUAGAAUUCAUGUAGUAAGGUGAUGAGUUGGUAUUGUUUUCGUUAGCUUAAUUGAACAACGCUGGCCAAACCGCGUACACUGUACACAUUGCAACGUUUUGAUAUACUUAAUCUAAAAUUUGGCAUUUAAAAUCGGAAUCCUCUUCUUAAUGUCCGAAUAAUCAGGCGCGGAAAUUUAGCCGAAUGCCCCAGGAUCUGGCUGUCGGGGACGCGGGCUGUGUGCCCAGUGGGAGCCGGAGAAUUAGUUGCUAUCAGCAGAUACAAGCUGCUCUUUUCCUGCAAUAAAUAAGGGCUCUGUGUACAACCCGCUUUUAAUUAAAGGCAUUGCUAACAAAGUAAUUUUAAGUGGGAUAUGAGAAUACAUCUUUAUGGAAAUAACAGCUGAAAGUCCCGUAGAUGAGUACCUACAGGUCUGAGAACCGAGACGCUGGCUUGUUUCGAGGAGGAGCCCAGAAGCUGAGACCCCCUCUCCUACAGGACACAGAGUAGCCACCUGUUUAGCUGAGGCAGAAAGCAGGAGCCAAACACUGUGAAAAAAACCCUACAGAAACUCUACACCAUAUUUCUUUCGGACUAAAAGCCCCAUUGGUGCAUUCGCUGCAAUUUUCUGUUUUCAACAGGAAUACUGUUGGUGACAUACCUACAAAGCAAGAAGGAUAAGACUAAACUAAACCUCUUAUCUGAAUUUGAGGACCAUUAAGUGCAAGAUUAUAAAUAGAGAACAUCUAAAAGUACGCUAGAAGACCCAGUGGGGGGAAAAAACACAAGAAAAGCGGACUUUUGAACUGAAACACCACAAAACUCUGGAAGACUUUGGUCUGUUGAAAUUGCCUUAGCUGUUCUUACCCAGAACUUGUAUUUCAUGAUACACGUUUACAUAUAAUUUUCUAUAUUGUGUGCGUGUAUGUAACUUAUUUAUUCUCAUAAAUGCUUACUUCUCUUCAUAUGGAAGAGUUUUUGUGUAUAUAAACUUUUGUACGGCAGAUGCUCUUUAUUUUGAAGAGUUAAUGUGUGUAUAUAGAAUUAUAUAAGUACAAAAAUAAGUUAUAAAAUCUCAGAAGAACAGUUGUCAGUCUUGCAUCUUUAAACUGUUGAGAUAAGUGAAGGAGCAUUUUGAAGACGAGCUUGUGAUUUGAACAAAUCCUGAGCUUUCUCGGCAAUGGCAACUGCAAGAACAGAAAACCCUGCCACUGUGGUCAUGGGACUGAACAAGCAAAACGGGCAGAUGAGGGGGCAGCCCAAACCUGCCCCUGUUUCUUCAGGACCCCUAGCUGUUGGCUCUCAGCCAGGGAAGACCCCCAGUGCACCUCAGAAAGGAGCUAGUGUCCCGCAGACCGGCGGUGGCAUCAAGUUUGGUGAUGAUUGGAAGAAGUGCCUGCAGCUUCCCCCGAAAGACCUGCGUGUUAAAACAUCUGAUGUGACAGCAACAAAGGGCAAUGAGUUUGAGGAUUACUGUCUGAAGCGGGAGCUGCUGAUGGGCAUCUUUGAGAUGGGAUGGGAAAAGCCAUCCCCCAUUCAGGAGGAGAGCAUUCCCAUUGCUUUGUCUGGCAGGGACAUACUGGCCCGGGCCAAAAAUGGCACGGGCAAGAGUGGCGCCUACCUCAUUCCCCUCCUAGAGAGGGUUGACUUAAAGAAAGACUACAUACAGGCUCUGGUGAUGGUGCCCACCCGAGAACUGGCCCUGCAAGUCAGCCAGAUCAGCAUCCAGAUUAGCAAGCACCUGGGAGGGGUCAAAAUCAUGGCCACCACAGGGGGCACCAACCUUAGGGAUGACAUCAUGAGGCUGGAUGAAACCGUUCAUGUGGUGAUAGCCACCCCAGGUAGGAUCCUGGACCUGAUCAAGAAGGGGGUGGCCAAAGUGGACAGAGUCCAGAUGAUGGUGAUGGAUGAGGCGGACAAAUUGCUGUCGCAAGAUUUUGUGGUACUGAUCGAGGACAUCAUCGGCUUUUUGUCCAAGAACCGGCAGAUCCUGCUGUACUCUGCCACCUUUCCCAUCAGUGUCCAGAAAUUCAUGGCAAAGCACUUGCAAAAGCCCUAUGAGAUUAACCUGAUGGAUGAGCUGACUCUGAAGGGCAUCACCCAGUACUAUGCGUAUGUGACUGAGAGGCAGAAAGUGCACUGUCUCAACACACUCUUCUCCAGGCUGCAAAUAAACCAGUCCAUCAUUUUCUGUAACUCCACUCAAAGAGUGGAGCUGCUGGCCAAGAAGAUCACCCAGCUGGGUUACUCCUGCUUCUACAUCCAUGCCAAGAUGAUGCAGGAGUACAGGAACCGUGUGUUCCAUGACUUCAGAAAUGGACUGUGCAGGAACCUGGUCUGCACAGAUCUUUUCACCAGAGGAAUUGACAUCCAGGCUGUGAAUGUUGUCAUCAAUUUUGACUUCCCAAAAAAUGCUGAAACUUACCUUCAUCGUAUUGGCAGAUCAGGGAGAUUUGGUCACCUGGGCCUCGCCAUCAACCUUAUUACGUCUGAGGACCGCUUCAACCUGAAAAGUAUUGAGGACCAGCUAGUGACCGACAUUAAGCCCAUUCCCAGCAGCAUCGACAAAAGCCUCUACGUGGCUGAGUUCCACUCUGCCAACCCAGACUGCGAGGGAGAGGAAGGGGCGGGCGAAGCCGGCCACAAACCCUGAGAGCUGCAUGGCCCCACCGGGGAAUAGGACAUACCUGGCUUUUGCACAAAAUCUGCUUCUGCACAAAGACAUCAGACUUUUUUUUUUUUUUUGCCCCACCAACCCCAACUGGUCAAAGCUUUCCUUUCUUUCUGAUCAAAUUGCCAGCAGAAUUGUCUGUUGUGCUAUUUUGUGUCCGAACUAAAAACAUCCCUCCAAGUGAACAUCAUUCCCUUCCAGCCAAGUUAACUUCCUGGAGAGAGUCUCUCUGCGGUCACAUUGUUUUGCUGUGCCAUCAGCACAUAUUGGAAUUUACUAUUGCAAUACAUAACCAAAACUGCGUGGGCUGUAUGUGCGAUUGUGGUGCUUUACGAAGUGAAAUAAACCGACCCACCCUAAUAGUGUGAUGUAAACGUGUCCAAUAAGAAAGGCAGCUAAAUAUGUGUCAGUGAUUUUUCCAAAAGUUUAGAAAACCCUGCUGCAUUCCGGGCCAGAUUAACACUGAAUCCUUCAUUUGGCUUUCAGGAUUUGCAGUUUGUCUUGCACACACACAUGCGCACGCACGUACUCACACAAACACACACUCUAAGUGCCUUAAUCCUUCCAGUAGACACUUCCGCAUUCUCAGAGAACCUAGCAGUUUAGCAUGAAGCGACAUCGCCUUGGCUUGCAUCGUGCCCACUUGUGGCAUCAGUAUAGUGCAGCAUACUAUUUGCCCGAGUCUGGUUUCACUUUCAGUAUGGAAGAUGAGCAUAUGGUACCUAGAGAACUCCCAAACAUGUAGCAGGAUGAGAUGAUGUGGAAGGUGUGCAGUCGUCGUCUUCAUCACAGUUAUGGGGCAGCUCUGAAUUUCUUACGACCACAGACGUUAUCCAGACUUUUCUCAUAAUGAAAAGAUUUUCUAGGAUGAAACAUUGUGGUCUUGUCAUUCUUCUCUGAAGGCGUCAUGGAAGGUGUUUUAUGCAAUAUAAACAUACACACAUCAGCACAAAGGCUUUUCACUUGUUCAUAUUGUUUGUAGACCAAGGUGGGUAGACUGGAUAUGGUGCAAGCCAUGUGUUCCAAAGCUUCAUGAAACAUACAGAUUUACAUCUUUCACAGUGAUAUGUUGGAUGCUGGAACCAAUAUGGCUGGUUCGGUUUACAGUGCUAUAUAUUUUUAAUGAUCAGAGAAUUUUGGGGACGGUAGCUAUCAAAUUGUCGUUGUGGACCAGUAGUUUCUCUUUUUUCUUUUUGUGACCUCAAGAUGAGUAUUGGAAGACACUUGGACUUUUUCUUCCUGUAUUAUUUUUAAUUUACCUUGUCACGUGGACGUGCAGCUUGUUUAACUGGAAAAUAUAACAGGCAGAUAAGCCAAAGCUUUUUGCUCCAAAUGUUCCUGCCAGGUCUUGUCAUGUCCCCCGGGCACAAAAUAAAGUCCCCCUCAUACUCUAAA
Brienomyrus brachyistius is the source of this 4877-nucleotide messenger RNA. It is a transcript of the gene ddx61, whose product is annotated as DEAD (Asp-Glu-Ala-Asp) box helicase 61. Gene Ontology annotation, biological process: P-body assembly; cytoplasmic stress granule assembly. The coding region runs from base 1992 to 3464 and encodes 490 amino acids. Lineage: Eukaryota; Metazoa; Chordata; Actinopteri; Osteoglossiformes; Mormyridae. The transcript has 14 exons. Gene Ontology annotation, molecular function: RNA helicase activity; ATP binding; mRNA binding. Gene Ontology annotation, cellular component: P-body; cytoplasmic stress granule. The record is from RefSeq and is a predicted model, not a curated record.